CCGCUAGUUGGCUAAACGGCAUCGACCCAAACCAAAAGCAGAGAGGGAGAGAGAGCGAGAGCGAGAGCGAGACAGAGACAGCAGCUUUUGUCGACCGGGUUACCUCACCUGGCACACACGCACUUACACAACCUCGACCGGGGCGCAGAUAAUCCACGAUAAGACGUUCAAACUGCGGGGAGAACAGAGCUAGCAUCGAAGAACGGCUCCGUCGUUGGCGAAACAACUCCGUGCAUAUACGUAGUUUUAGCUCGCUAGCUCGGCUAACGACGCUAGCACCGAGAAGAAAGGCCUCGUCGAGUUGACCCAGCGUCAAUUAUUUAACGGAGAGCGAAUCAUCCUGGCAUAUCACCGCCGACCCCCUCAGCGCUUGGAUCGGAAACCGUCAGAUUAAAGAGCAGAACAUCGAGAGAGGAUGGCCCUGAAACGGAUCCACAAGGAGCUUAAUGACCUGGCCCGUGACCCCCCAGCGCAGUGCUCAGCCGGCCCAGUGGGCGAUGACAUGUUUCACUGGCAAGCCACGAUCAUGGGACCUAGUGACAGUCCAUAUCAGGGAGGUGUUUUCUUCUUGACAAUUCAUUUUCCAACAGACUACCCCUUCAAACCACCGAAGGUUGCAUUUACAACAAGAAUUUACCACCCAAAUAUUAACAGUAACGGCAGUAUCUGUCUGGAUAUUCUCAGAUCACAGUGGUCUCCUGCACUUACUAUUUCUAAAGUUCUUCUCUCCAUUUGCUCACUCCUAUGUGACCCGAACCCCGACGACCCGCUAGUGCCAGAGAUCGCACGAAUCUACAAAACAGAUAGUCAGAAGUACAAUAAACUAGCUCAGGAGUGGACAACAAAGUAUGCCAUGCUUUAGGAUACUCCAAAAUGGCAAAAGAAUGGACACAAAAGUAUGCGAUGUGAUGGCACAGUUCGGAAAGCUGGUGGAAAAUGUUAUUGCUGGUUCAAGCUUAAAAUUCCAGGAUCCUGUUUUUUCUUUUUCACUUUAUCACUAUUAUUAUUAUUUGUUUUUUUUUGUUUUUUUUUUUUGGUUAAUCAGAGCAUUUUACCCCCUUUUUUUUUUUUUUUGUUUGUUUGUUUUUUUCCCCCCCACCUGCGCGGUCAUAAGAAGAUAGUGUUUUCUCUCUAGGACACGUGCCAGUUAUCUGUGAGGUUUCAGCUCCUGUUUUGUACGGAGUUAUUAACAAAAAAUAAAAAAUAAGAUUAUGGUUCUGAGCACUCGGCUUGAGCAUGCACCAGUGAGAGUUUUUCAACCCGAGAUUGGUGAUGUUAGUCAUUUUCCUCUGCACACACUUAGUAGAAUCUGAUGCAGCCAAUCAACGUCCGGUCGCUAAAAACUUUGCCAUACGCUGGGUUUCUAAGAGCACUUGUAGCAAAGCCUGUGUUUUGCCAUGACCCUGAAUUUUAAAGUUUCAAAUUGGCCUAAUUCUGCUGCGUUUUAUUGGAAAUCUAAAAAUACAAAUUCUCCGAAAGGUUCGGGAAACGUUUCGCGUCUCCUGGACCGGUGUUUUUCUUCUGAUCGAUAGUAUAGGAAUCUAUUACCUGAGGAAAGAAGUGUAUCUUAUUCCACUAUCAAAGUGUGUGUACAGAGAAGCACAGCAGUAUAUAUCAAUGUUAAGGAAACAAAAUAUAAGAACUUCAAUGUUGUAUUUUAUGCAUGUUAAUAAAGGUAGGCUAUUAUAUCUGAUAUGUUUCUGCAAAUUAAGUGGAUUGUAAAGACUGAACAGUUGGACAAAUUUGGUCCCCCUCAAAAGCUUUCUAUUUCUUUCAUUCUGUAUUUUCUUUUUUUUUCCUUCUUUAGGAGCCAGUAGAUGAGCAGUUAGUUUUACGCCCACUCGAACACUGUCUUCUUGUAGCCCUAAAAUAUUGAUGCAAAGCUAAUGGUUGAUAAUCAACUUGUGGCUCUGUUUCUUUUUAGUUUUCCCCUCAAUAAAGUUACUUAAACCAUAAAAGAGAA
Amphiprion ocellaris (clown anemonefish) is the source of this 1963-nucleotide messenger RNA. It is a transcript of the gene ube2d3, whose product is annotated as ubiquitin-conjugating enzyme E2D 3. Bases 416 to 862 code for a protein of 148 amino acids. Gene Ontology annotation, molecular function: ubiquitin conjugating enzyme activity. The record is from RefSeq and is a predicted model, not a curated record. The transcript has 8 exons. Gene Ontology annotation, biological process: ubiquitin-dependent protein catabolic process; protein polyubiquitination. Gene Ontology annotation, cellular component: nucleus. Lineage: Eukaryota; Metazoa; Chordata; Actinopteri; Pomacentridae.